Molecule: messenger RNA, 188 nt
Organism: Dentiscutata erythropus
Lineage: Eukaryota; Fungi; Glomeromycota; Glomeromycetes; Diversisporales; Gigasporaceae
Source: the annotation of a GenBank genome assembly
GCGAUAUUAAUUUUCAAGGUGAAGGUUAUAAUGAAGCUCAUAAUAAUUUUCAAGAAGGUACUUCGUCUAAUAUUGAAAGUCAUAAUGAGGAUAAUUAUGAAAGUAUUCAGGAAGAUAAUAAAAGUAUUCAGGAAGAUAGUAUUCAGAAAGAUAGUUCGUCUCAUACUGAAAAUCAUGAAGAGGUUUAG